AUGAGAAAACAAGCAGAAUUUGAACUCUAUAAGCGUCUCAAAUUACUCGGAGAGGGUUCUUUUGGAAAGGCUUAUUUAGUUGAAUUUCUUCAAGACAAGUAGAAAAGAUACUUAAGAAUUUUAGGUCACUGUGGGUGACUAAAUAUAUGGAUUUGGCAGCCAUGUCAACCUAAGAGAGAGAAGAAACCUUGAGAGAAGCUAAAAUACUUGAAUUCCUACAGCAUCCAAAUAUCGUGAGAUUUAAAGAAGUCUAUAGAACAAAAAAAGGUCGUUUGUGUAUCGUUAUGGAGUAUGCAGAUGGUAAAUUUAAGAAUUUAAAACAGGGGGCGAUUUGGCUUAGAAAGUUAAAGAAGCCAGAGGGAAAUACUUACCUGAAGCCCAAAUUUUAGAUUGGUUUACUUAGAUUUGCUUGGCCAUCAAACAUGUCCACGAUAGGAAGAUCAUCCACAGAGAUUUAAAAUGCUAAAACAUUUUCUUAACAAAAGCAGGAUAAGUUAAACUAGGAGAUUUUGGUAUUGCAAGAAUUCUAAAGAAAACUUUUGAAAAAGCAAAAACCAUGGUGGGGACUCCCUAUUACAUUAGUCCUGAAAUCAUUGAAGGGAAACCCUACACAUUUAUGACUGACAUCUGGUCAUUGGGUGUAAUCCUCUAUGAACUAUGUGCCUUGCAACCUCCUUUCUAAGCAGAAUCUCUUCAUUUUCUCGCUUUGAAUAUUGUCAAGGGUUAAUAUAAACCAAUUCCCAAUCAUUAUUCUAAAGAAUUACGAUAAUUGGUUGCUACAUUACUUCAAGUUGAUUAUAGGAGGAGACCCACAAUCCAAGAUAUUCUCAGUAACUAUUAAUCUAAUUACUAGAAAUGCCCGUAAUAAUAAAUAGAAUUAAAAGCUUUCUAAGUGAAACUAUUCAAAGAUAAGAGUUCUCUCAUACGGUUCUCCAUAACAGAGUAAUUGCAUAUUAUUAUAUCCUAGAAUUUUGAAAUCAAAGGAAAUUUAGAUCAAAUCAAUCUCAUUUUAAAUGAAAAACCUUGCCCACAUUAACUCCUGGAACAGAACUAAAAAAACCUCUAAGAAUUCCCAGAAAUUGUAAAGAAACCCUAACCUUAAAUAUAAGACCCAAAUGCCAUUAUAAAACCUCCCUAAUUAUCAAAGUAACCUUCUUCGAGACAAUAAGAACCUCCAUCAUCCAGAUAAAAUUAAUAAUAAGAAGUUCCUAAAAUUACUGAAUUACCUAAGCCCGUUUCUUGGGAGGUCCCUAAAUAAAUAGAGAUUCCAAAGUAGAUAGAGAUCCCAAAAAAAUUAGAGCCAAUUAUUAAAAAUUCUCCAAUCAUUUAAAAAAAGGACUCAUAAAAAGAAAUAAUAACAGAAGAAAAAAAACAAUCUCCAUUAUUAUAAUAACAGGCUAGACCCAAAAGUGACUAGGAUAAAGCAUAAUAAAAAAGUGAACCCAAUAGAUUUGAUGGCUAAUAACAGAAGAAGCAUUCAAAUAGUGAACAAGCCUUGAAUGAAUAAAAAGUUGAAUAAUUUAUUUCACCCAAAGUUCCCUAAAAACCAGUAGAAUAACCAAGGUACAACAGAUUAAUUUAUAAAGGCCUCCGACUGCUCCAAAAGAUAAAAUUCCACCACCUAAUAGUCAAAGACCUUAAAGUUCAAGAUAAUAAGUAGUUGAUUAAAAAAAACCUCAAAAAAUAAUUAUAGAGAAAAAAAGACCAACCAGUGUUGAUAAAACUCCUGCUGUUAAAUAUUAGGAUGAAUAAGGUUAAGGAUAUAAUAACCAGUAUCGUCAAGAAGAAAGGAUCAGAUAAUUAAAAAUGAAACAAUAAUAAUAGGGAAAAAUGGAUGUGGAAAAAAAAGAAAAAGAAAAAGAGAAAGAAAGAGAAAAAGAAAGAGAAAGAGAAAAGGAAAAAGAAAGAGAAAGAGAAAGAGAAAGAGAAAGAGAAAGAGAAAGAGAAAAGGAAAAAGAAAGAGAGUUGAUUGAAAAAUAAAAGAAGCUUGAAAAAUAAUAACUCUUAGAAAAAUAGCGAAUCAAUAAAGAUAAGGCAUUAGAAAAUAAUUAAUAUUAAAAUUAAUACUAAGUUGAAACAAAACCACAAGAAAAAUCUCCUUAAUUUGGAGGUAAAUAAUAAAGAGAUUCAAGAGUAUAAAUUAAACCGAAAAAUGAUUUAUUACAAUGUGUGUAACAGAAAAAUAAAGAUUUAGAUCUUAUGCUUUAAGAAUUAUAAGGAUUAGUAAUUAUAAUAUUUUAUAAUUAUUUAGAUCGGAGGGGAUAAUAAUUAAAAUGAGAAGAUACCCCAUUAAAAUGGAAAAGAAAAUGUUUAUGAUUACAAUGCCCUACCAGUGACUUAAAUUGAAGACAGAGAAGAUGAUGAGGAUGAAUCUUGUGAUAAAAAUGUUAAUAAGUAAAAAUAGGUUGUCAAACCUAUCUCUGAGGUAGAAGAAGAAUGUUUUGAAUUGCUGAAUAAACAAGAUUAAAGUAAAUGUAACACAAUUCUGAUCAAAAUUGAAAAAUUCUUAGGUUAAGAGAAAAUGAAAAAGACAAUUGAAAUUUUGCGUAAGGCUGUAAGAUAUUUUAUAUACUCUAUGUUAGUUAGAUAAAAUGAGCCUUGAUUUGAUUGAAUAAAACUAUGGUCCUAAUUAUGAAAAACUAUUGCCAUUUUUGACAUUGGAAGAAAGGAAGAAGUGUACACCACUCCUUAUAACUUACAUAAUCGCUGAUUGA
Messenger RNA from Paramecium octaurelia, 2714 nucleotides. NCBI's taxonomy places the organism in Eukaryota, Ciliophora, Oligohymenophorea, Peniculida, Parameciidae. The record is from the annotation of a GenBank genome assembly.